UCGCGCUCUGACUGUGCGAAUUUACUAAUGUCUUGCUUGUUUGGAGGCGUUCCUUCGUAAUGCACUUUGUUUAGGAUUAACCGUGAACUGGCAUGUGCUGGGCCGAGUCCUGACUCCGCUCCGGAACCACAAUUUACGCGUCUUCCCCGUCCGCCCAAACCACAUCACACUCCGCUCAAAAGUCACGCAAAUCUGGGCCAGUGUGCGUGACCAUGGCCUCUGCGAAGAGUGUCCUGGAGGUGAGUUUUCGUUGUUUCCGGAAACAUGAUGAAUGUGAUGAGCGUCUGGGGCGACCAUACCAUGCAGGUGGCAGUUAUGCCAGGGCUUUAACAGCGACGCUAGCGAAGCUGGGUGACGGGAUGCACCGACCGCUCGCCAGCGGUAAACCCCGAUGGACACCGGGAGAAAUGAGACCAGCAUUCCAUCUGUUUGGUCUCCUGUGGUGUAUAUAUCUAGAGUGGUGGCCAUGUAGGAAGUCCAUCUUCAUGAAUGCAAGGGUGGUCUCCCGUAGAACGCUGACAUCCUGCUUGGGACGUCCCGUUUGGGGGUGCAGGUAUCGCCGAACUAUGCGCUUGUAUUGUCAUGCGUCCUCAUGGUCGCCACGAACCGGAGGACACAACACACACCGAUCCCUCAGUUGUUCAUAUCUAACUUACCUACGAUGGGAUCAACAAAGCGGUAUUUCAUACACGCAGACCUGGGGCGAAUUGCAACUUGGGCAAGCGACAUGGUGACGGACGCGUCGUGAGAACUCGAGCCCUGGUUUUUUGGAGUUUUCCCACCGCUACCACCCACCAGACUACAGUAAAUAGAGGGAUCG
This is a messenger RNA of Fimicolochytrium jonesii, 820 nucleotides long. RefSeq lists its product as uncharacterized. The record is from RefSeq and is a predicted model, not a curated record. Lineage: Eukaryota; Fungi; Chytridiomycota; Chytridiomycetes; Spizellomycetales; Powellomycetaceae. The transcript has a single exon. Bases 213 to 734 code for a protein of 173 amino acids.